Messenger RNA from Pteropus alecto (black flying fox), 4606 nucleotides. It is a transcript of the gene PCDH1, whose product is annotated as protocadherin 1. The annotation marks the transcript as partial. Gene Ontology annotation, cellular component: plasma membrane. Lineage: Eukaryota; Metazoa; Chordata; Mammalia; Chiroptera; Pteropodidae. Gene Ontology annotation, molecular function: calcium ion binding. The record is from RefSeq and is a predicted model, not a curated record. Gene Ontology annotation, biological process: homophilic cell-cell adhesion. The transcript is spliced from 4 exons.
GCAGCCUUCCUGAUUCUGGAGCCUGCCAGAAUGGGGCCCCUGAGGCCCAGCCGAGGCCCUGGGGGGCGACAGUUGUUGCUGCCCCCUGUGCUGCUGACACUGUUACUCCUGCUGGCUCCAUCCCCAGGCUGUGCCACUCGGGUGGUGUACAAGGUGCCGGAAGAACAGCCGCCCAACACCCUCAUCGGGAGCCUCGCAGCUGACUAUGGUUUUCCAGAUGUGGGCCACCUGUACAAACUAGAGGUAGGUGCCCCGUACUUGCGGGUAGAUGGCAAGACAGGCGAUAUCUUCACCACCGAGACUUCUAUCGACCGCGAGGGACUCCGUGAAUGCCAGAAUCAGCUCCCCGGUGAGCCCUGCAUCCUGGAGUUUGAGGUGUCUAUCACGGACCUUGUGCAGAACGGCAGUCCCCGGCUGCUUGAGGGCCAGAUAGAGGUACAGGACAUCAAUGACAACACACCCAACUUCGCCUCACCGGUCAUCACGCUGCCCAUCCCUGAGAACACCAACAUUGGCUCACUCUUCUCCAUCCCAGUGGCUUCAGACCGUGAUGCUGGCCCCAAUGGUGUGGCAUCCUAUGAGCUGCAGGCCGGGCCUGAGGCCCAGGAGCUAUUUGGGCUGCAGGUGGCAGAGGACCAGGAUGGGAAACAGCCUCAGCUUAUCGUGAUGGGCAACCUGGAUCGGGAGCGCUGGGACUCCUAUGAUCUCACCAUCAAGGUGCAGGAUGGUGGCAGCCCCCCACGUGCCAGCAGUGCCCUUCUGCGCGUCACCGUGCUUGACACCAAUGACAACGCCCCCAAGUUCGAGCGGCCCUCUUACGAGGCUGAGCUGUCAGAGAACAGCCCCAUCGGCCACUCGGUCAUUCAGGUGAAGGCCAAUGACUCGGACCAAGGUGCCAAUGCAGAGAUCGACUAUAUGUUCCACCAGGCGCCUGAAGUUGUGAGGCGUCUUCUGCGACUGGAUAGGAAUACUGGACUUAUCACUGUGCAGGGCCCCGUGGACCGUGAGGACCUAAGUACCCUGCGCUUCUCAGUGCUUGCCAAGGAUCGAGGCACCAACCCCAAGAGUGCCCGUGCUCAGGUGGUGGUGACUGUGAAGGACAUGAAUGACAAUGCCCCCACCAUUGAGAUCCGGGGCAUAGGGCUGGUGACCCAUCAAGAUGGGAUGGCUAACAUCUCAGAAGAUGUGGCCGAGGAAACAGCUGUGGCCCUGGUGCAGGUAUCUGACCGAGAUGAAGGAGAGAAUGCAGCCGUCACCUGUGUGGUGGCGGGUGAUGUGCCCUUCCAGCUACGCCAGGCCAGUGAGACGGGAAGUGACAGCAAGAAGAAGUACUUCCUGCAGACCACCACCCCACUUGACUACGAGAAAGUCAAAGACUACACCAUCGAGAUUGUGGCCGUGGACUCUGGCAACCCCCCACUCUCUAGCACCAACUCCCUCAAGGUGCAAGUGGUGGAUGUCAAUGACAAUGCACCUGUAUUCACCCAGAGUGUCACGGAGGUCACCUUCCCAGAAAACAACAAGCCAGGUGAAGUGGUAGCUGAGGUCACUGCUAGUGAUGCCGAUUCGGGCUCCAAUGCUGAGCUGGUUUACUCUCUCGAGCCUGAGCCGGCUGCCAAGGGCCUCUUCACCAUCUCACCUGAGACUGGAGAGAUCCGGGUGAAGACAUCCCUUGAUCGGGAACAGCGGGAAAACUAUGAGUUGAAGGUGGUGGCCGCUGACCGGGGCAGCCCUAGCCUCCAGGGCACGGCCACCGUCCUCAUCAAUGUGUUAGACUGCAAUGACAAUGACCCCAAGUUUAUGCUGAGUGGCUACAACUUCUCAGUAAUGGAGAACAUGCCAGCACUGAGUCCAGUGGGCAUGGUGACAGUCAUUGAUGGGGACAAAGGGGAGAAUGCCCGGGUACAGCUCACAGUGGAGCAGGACAAUGGUGAUUUUGUUAUCCAGAAUGGCACAGGCACCAUCCUCUCUAGCCUGAGCUUCGAUCGGGAGCAGCAAAGCACCUACACUUUCCAGCUGAAGGCGGUGGAUGGUGGGGUACCGCCUCGCUCAGCUUAUGUUGGCGUCACUAUCAAUGUGUUGGAUGAGAAUGACAAUGCGCCCUUUAUCACUGCCCCUUCCAACACUUCCCACCGGCUGCUGACCCCCCAGACACGUCUUGGUGAGACAGUGAGCCAGGUGACAGCUGAGGACAUUGACUCUGGUGUCAAUGCUGAGCUGACCUACAGUAUCGCUGGUGGCAACCCUUACGGACUCUUCCAGAUUGGGUCCCAUUCAGGUGCCAUCACCCUGGAGAAGGAGAUUGAGCGACGCCACCAUGGGCUGCACCGCCUAGUGGUGAAGGUCAGUGACCGUGGCAAGCCCCCGCGCUAUGGCACAGCCUUGGUCCACCUUUAUGUCAAUGAGACCCUGGCCAACCGCACACUGCUGGAGACCCUGUUGGGCCACAGCCUAGACACACCGCUGGACAUCGACAUUGCUGGGGAUCCGGAGUAUGAGCGCUCCAAGCAGCGUGGCAACAUCCUCUUUGGCGUGGUGGCUGGCGUCGUGGCUGUGGCCUUGCUCAUCGCCCUGGCGGUGCUCGUGCGCUACUGCCGGCAACGGGAGGCCAAGAGCGGCUACCAGGCUGGGAAGAAGGAGACCAAGGACCUAUACGCCCCCAAGCCCAGCAGCAAAGCCUCCAAGGGAAACAAAAACAAGGGCAAGAAGAGCAAGUCCCCGAAGCCCGUGAAGCCAGUGGAGGACGAGGAUGAGGCCGGGCUGCAGAAGUCUCUCAAGUUCAACCUGAUGAGUGAUGCCCCUGGGGACAGCCCCCGCAUCCACUUGCCCCUCAACUACCCGCCAGGCAGCCCUGACUUGGGCCGCCACUACCGCUCUAACUCCCCACUGCCUUCCAUCCAGCUGCAGCCCCAGUCACCCUCAGCCUCCAAGAAGCACCAGGUGGUGCAGGACCUGCCGCCUGCAAACACGUUCGUGGGCACUGGGGACACCACGUCCACGGGCUCUGAGCAGUACUCUGACUACAGCUACCGCACCAACCCCCCCAAAUACCCCAGCAAGCAGUUACCUCACCGCCGCGUCACCUUCUCCGCCACCAGCCAGGCCCAGGAGCUGCAGGACCCAUCCCAGCACAGUUACUACGACAGUGGUCUGGAAGAGUCUGAGACGCCGUCCAGCAAGUCAUCCUCGGGGCCUCGACUUGGUCCCCUGGCUCUGCCUGAGGAUCACUAUGAGCGCACCACCCCCGACGGCAGCAUAGGAGAGAUGGAGCACCCCGAGAACGACCUGCGCCCUCUGCCUGAUGUUGCCAUGACGGGCACAUGUACCCGGGAGUGCAGCGAGUUUGGUCACUCCGACACGUGCUGGAUGCCUGGCCAGUCGUCCCCCAGCCGCCGGACCAAGAGCAGCGCCCUCAAACUCUCCACCUUCGUGCCUUACCAGGACCGAGGAGGGCAGGAGCCUGCUGGCGUCGGCAGCCCCAGCCCCCCAGAAGACCGGAACACCAAAACGGCCCCUGUGCGCCUCCUGCCCUCCUACAGUGCCUUCUCCCACAGUAGCCAUGAUUCCUGCAAGGACUCGGCCACCUUGGAGGAAAUCCCCCUGACCCAGACCUCGGACUUCCCACCCGCAGCCACACCGGCAUCUGCCCAGACGGCCAAGCGCGAGAUCUACCUGUGAGCCCCCUUCUGGCCGGCGGCCACCCCCUCGCCCAGCUGCCGGCCAGCUCCCACGUGGGUCCAUUCCAGGGCCCCCACUCCUGACCCCUCCAGCGUGGACUUCUUGGCCAGAGCCCCGAGUGGGGGCGAGUACUGGCCUCAUGACCACGCUGGCCCUUCUCCCGUGCAGGGUCCAGGUCCUCUCCCCUCACUUCAGCCCCCAGGGAGCCCCUUCUUCCCCUUUCUGGGGCUCCCUCAGCCAGUGCCCAAGAGGGCUCUUCUACAGUGACUGGCUCCUGUCCUUCGACUUCCAGGGAGCACUCCCUCACUUUGGGCAGAUGGGGGAGUCAAGGGUGGGCAGCACACUUUUUGCUCAUUGUUUCCCCGCAUGGCCGACCGGAGGCGGGUAGGAGGCCCCAUUCCAGCACUGAGGCAGGGCUAAGCUCGGGAGCGCCUCUCCCUGGGAACUCCCAGAGGAAACUCUUGACCACCGGGGGCUCCCCGAAGGGCUUUCGUUACCAAAGGUGGGGUGAGGAUGGGGGUGAGAGUGGGGCGGAGGCCUUGUUUUCCCUUCCUACUCCUGGGCUGGCCCACCUGCCCACCUCAUGCCCAUGCCUGUCCCAUCUGGUCCCCCCUUCCCUGCUGGUCAUGCAGUGUCUGUAUAUAAGGACCUUGGAAUGAUGUCCCCAUUUCUGCCUGAUUUGCAACUUUUCUUGUUGAUAUUGUGUUGUCUUGGGGGACCCCUCUUGGGGGGACCUGCCCUGUGCCCCCUUCUCCCUGUCGCAGUGCCCUCCACCCCAGGCCUCUAUUGUUCCAUGUUGUAAAUACCCCUGGGGCCGUGGUGGGAUGGGGGUGCAGGCCAGGGAACCAAUGGGUGGGUGGGGGUGGGGUUGGGGGGAACAUUCGCCUAUCAGCAGAGCUGGGCUUUUAUUUAAUUUUUUUUAAAAAUA